AUUUAACGCCGCUGACGUGGGUGAAAUUGGCGGGAUUCUAACGCUAGAAUCCCUGAUAAUAUCGAUAAACCCAUAAUUCUCUCUAUUCUUACACACGAAACCCUCUCUUCUGUCUUGGGGUUCAGAGACGUUUCAUCUUAGAGUUGGUUGUGACAGAGCCUUGCAUGUCUAUUUGCCGUGUGUUUCUCGCAUUAGUGAACGGCGCAUCAACUACACCCUUUAUUUUCGUCUUCGAGCAACGAUUUUAAGGUAUGUUAAUCCAAGAUUUGUAGUAAUGCUCCUCUAGUGCAGUGCAAGGUCUCAUCUUUCUUUGAUAAUGGUAGAUCGUGAAAAAUCACAGUCGAUUUAACUAUUUUAGGGUUCGGUAUUAUGGGAUUGAGGGGUUGCUUCUAUGGGGUUUAGGAAUAUGAGUUACAUUAUUUUGACUUGUGAUUUGUGAUGUUACAUGCAAUUACUAUUGUGAAGAUGAAGCCCGCACCUAGAUUGUCAAGGACUCGGGUUAACUACAAAGAGGGGAGGGGUGGGAAUAAGAAAUCUCAAAAGACAGUGAUUGAAAUUGACAGUGGUGGUGAAGAUGCUGGGAAUUCUAAAGUGCCUGUUCAGGGUGUUGAGGAAUCUUUUGAUGAUGUCGAUGAUGACGUACUGGAUGCAUACAUGACUAGUUUGGAACAAACUGACGUGGGUGGGGCUGGCACUUCUGAUGGUGAUGGACUAGAUGGCAAUGUAGAUGUUGAUGAGAGUGAUGCUACAGGGAGUGAUGAAGGUGUUGAUGCAAAUGGUGAUAUAGGUACUGAAGCAGGUAAUGAUGAUGAAGGUGAUGAUGCAGGUGAUCAUGCGAUGGAUGAAGAUGUGGGUGCAGAAGAAGAUAGUGACAGUGAUGAUCCUGAUUUCAAAGUGGUAUAUAAGUCCGAUAAUGAAGAUAUAUUGUUGUAUGAGGAGGAUAGUGAUGAUGAAGUAAGGAAGCGUAAUGUACUUAAUCCUAAGUAUGAUCCUAAAGUGUCUGUUGAGAAAUAUGUGUUUCAGCUUGGGAUGGAAUUUGCAAAUCUGAAGGAUUUUAAACAUGCAGUAAGGAGUUAUUCAGUAGAUGGUGGUUAUCCUAUUCAAUUUGUGGUUAAUGAGAAAGAAAGGUGUCAAGCAAAGUGCUCUGGUGGAUGCCCCUCGAAAAUUGGGUGCUCCAAAAUCAAAGGGGAAAGCACUUUCCAGGUUAAAACUUAUGUACAGAAGCAUAGGUGUAACCGUAGUUUACCAAACAAACAAGCCAAUACUUCUUGGCUUGCUGUGAGGUUACUCAACAAAAUCAGGAAUGAUCCUAAGGUGAGUGUCGGUAAGUUAGUUGUUUAUGUCAAACAGAACAUGUUAUUAUCUAUAUCCAAAAUACAUGCAUUCAGAUCUAAGAAGAAGGCUUUAGAGAUAAUUGAUGGUAAGCAUAAAGAACAAUAUGGGAAAUUGAUGAGCUAUUUGGCUGAGGUUAUGAGGACCAACCCAGGUAGCACCUGUAACAUUACAGUGGACAGAGUUAAUCCUGAAGAACCUGUAGUAUUCAAGCGAGUUUACAUGUGUCUGGCUGCUUUAAGAGAUGGAUUCUUGGCAGGUUGUAGGCCUUUAAUAGGACUUGAUGGUUGCUUCUAGAAGACUACUUAUGGAGGACAGCUUCUUAUUGCAGUUUCACAAGAUGGCAAUAAUGGUAUAUUCCCAAUAGCAUGGGUUGUUGUUGAGAGAAAGAAUGGAGACUCUUGGGAUUGGUUUAUUAGGAAGCUCCUGCUUGAUAUUGGUGGGUUUCAGUCCAAGAGAUGGUGCUUCAUCUCAGACAGACAGAAGGGAUUGGUCCAAGCCAUUGAAGGAUUGUCAAGGGAAAGCCAACAAACAAUUGAGCAUAGGUUCUGUGUUUGGCACAUAUAUGCCAACUUCAGCAAACAAUGGCCAGGAGCUCAGUACAGAGUACUAGUAGACGAUUGUGCAAAGUCGACAACCAUUACGCAAUUCAAUGAUAACAUGAUGAAAGUGAAAGAACUAGAUGAAGCUGCAUGGAAAUAUCUGAAUGACAUAGAGCCUUGUUUGUGGACUAGAGCAGCCUUCUCUACAUUCAGCAAGAAUGCAUCUAUUGUCAAUAACAUGUCAGAGAGCUUCAAUGGGAAGAUUUUGCCAUUUAGGGACAGACCAAUAAUUACAAUGCUGGAAGAGUUAAGAGGGGAGGCAAUGGAAAGACAUGUUCAACUCAGAUUACAAAUGGCACAGAAGUAUGGCGAGUUGGUUCCUCUUGUGUGUAGUCAAUUGGACCAGGAGUUCCACAAAAGUAGGAAAUGGACAGCAAAGUGGAUUGGGGAUUGACAGAAAUCAAUGUUUCAAGUUAGCUCAUAUAUAGUGCAUCAUAUUGUCUUCGUCGAUUCAUUAACAUUGUAGCAUAGUGCUUUAAUUUUAUGUGCAGGUUACAAAGAAGCCACGUCAAUAUAUGGUAAAUGUUGAUGCAAGAUCAUACACUUGUAGGGGGUGGGAUCUAACUGGGAUCCCAUGCACACACGCUGUUGCUGCACUAGGGUGGCUGCACAAGGAUCCAACACACUAUGUACAUGAAUCAUAUACGAGGGAAUCAUAUAUGAAGGUAUAUCAGCAUGAUGUUGGGCCAACAAAUGGUGAGGAUAUGUGGGCUCCUGUUGGAGGAGAGACUAUUGUUCCUCCUCCUUUGAAGGGUGUAGUUGGUAGACCAACAAAGAAAAGGAGAAGAGAGCAUGAUGAGCCAGCUUCUAAAAGCAGACUGAGAAGGAGGUACCCAAAAAUCAAAUGCGGAAGAUGUGGCGAAGAAUGACACAACAGGAGAAGAUGUACUAAUCCACCAAUGUAAUAGGAGGCUUCAAUUAAUGCUGUUGGACGAGGUGGUAGGGGAGGUGGGAUGAGAGGUGGCAAGGGAGUUGGCAUGAGAGGUGCAAGAAUAGGUGGCAGAGGUAUUGGAGCUGGAAAAGGCAGAGGAAGUGGAUGAAGAGGUGGCAGAGGAAAUGGAGCAGGAAGUGGCAUAUGUAUUGGAGCUGGAAGUGGCACAGCUAUUAGACCCUUAGCUCUUGCUAGUAUUGGUGCAGGUACUAUAACUACAUUCAAUGUGAGAGCAUCCUCUACCUCUAUGUGCACUAGUAUAUCAUCAAGCAUCAGUCCAGGUAAAAGAACAAAGGCUAUGGCAAGGAGGAUGCCAGACAUACAUUCAACAAUUCAGGGUGCAACCUUAAGUUCUAGGUACACUAUGAUGCUGAAUGCGACCCAAAAGUCUGCUAACAUUGGAAGGAAAAGUGCUUAGGAUUUGUUCCAAAGGGUUUUCUUUUAUGUUUUGCUUCUGUUUGAAUAUGUCUAGGAUAUGUUGUUGCAAAGGUUAUGUUAUGCCUUAUUUUGGAUGGUAUCUUACUAGUUGGAACGUUAUGGUUAAAACAGUGUCAUAUUGGGAACAUAAUGGUUCUUACAUUGUCCUUUUUGGAACGUUUUUAAUACUUUUGGGAUGAAUGUAACCGUUAUAACAGGUUUAUCUAUGUGGAUGUGUCAUGUGGCAAAAAAAUU
Molecule: messenger RNA, 3537 nt
Organism: Tripterygium wilfordii
Lineage: Eukaryota; Viridiplantae; Streptophyta; Magnoliopsida; Celastrales; Celastraceae
Exons: 3
Coding region: 439-1629 (396 amino acids)
Source: RefSeq, a predicted model, not a curated record